This is a messenger RNA of Schizophyllum commune H4-8, 460 nucleotides long. RefSeq lists its product as uncharacterized. The record is from RefSeq and is a predicted model, not a curated record. The coding region runs from base 74 to 460 and encodes 128 amino acids. The transcript is spliced from 3 exons. Lineage: Eukaryota; Fungi; Basidiomycota; Agaricomycetes; Agaricales; Schizophyllaceae.
GUAUCUUUCCUCUGAGCUCGACAUUCGCACUUCUGCAUCCUCUGCUACCUACUCGCCUCACGAACUGCCAGCCAUGUUCGCCACCAAGCUCUUCCUCGCCAUCGCACUGGCCGCCACCACCGCCCUCGCCGACGACUACGUCAAGUGCGAGACCACCGACGGCAGCCCCAACCUCAAGGGCUGCCAGGACCUCUCCACCGGCUUCCAGCAGGGCGCCGACCCCGACUGCGCGCAGCCCUACGGCUCCGGCUGCCGCACGACCGCGUCGAACAACGAGGGCUGCGCGUUCGUGCUCUGCAUGCAGGACGGCACGGAGCCGCAGUGCUCGGACCCGGCGAGCGCGGGCAAGUUCACGCAGCAGCUGAUAGACCAGUGCGGGAAGGACGGGAAGGUCGGCGGAUACUAUCACCAGGAUUUGGGCGAUGGGCAUUACUUGAACUACGAGUUCACGAACCCCUAA